Messenger RNA from Dreissena polymorpha, 1454 nucleotides. RefSeq lists its product as uncharacterized. NCBI's taxonomy places the organism in Eukaryota, Metazoa, Mollusca, Bivalvia, Myida, Dreissenidae. The record is from RefSeq and is a predicted model, not a curated record. The transcript is spliced from 4 exons. The coding region runs from base 22 to 528 and encodes 168 amino acids.
CUUCGCACCUUUCAUCAGAGCAUGUCCUAUCAGGAAAGAGGUCCUAAAGCAGUGAACUCGUUUGAACGUUAUGGAAGAAAGAACGGCUUCAUAGUGUACCUACUGCGGUUCUUCAUUGUGUUAAACUGGGGCCGUUACCUUCACAUAACGAACAAUGAGUUUCUAGCCCUGGUCGCCAUGAUGUUUGGGAAACGGCAAGAGUCCCACUACCAGAGCAUGGCCAAAUGCCCAACUGUUCGAUGCGUGACCAUAGGAAAUUGGAUGCAGGACAUGUACAGCAUUGCCUACCUGAUACUGGGCAGUGUGGUACAUGUGAGACACGAGUUUUCACUUCCAUCAGAACUCUUCUAUAGAUCAGUAUGGACAGCAAUGAACAUGGUUGCACAGGAUGAUACUUUCAGACUGGCCGCCAGACAGGUGCCCGUGGAGAUGUUAUAUCAAACCCAGCAGGAGAUGAACGCUUUUAUAAAGGAGAAGAAGCACAUGAUUCGCCAUAUUGUGGAACAGUUCUUCCCUUUCGAAGAUUGACGCCAAUAGCCUACAUUUUGUUGAACAGUAUUGUAUUAUUUUCAAUGAACAACAUCAAUAUCAAUACGUCGCUCCCUCCAGUUAGCAAGAUUGGAGUUGUUUUACAAUUGAGACAAAGAUAAUGUACAAAAACACGUUUGUGUUGUAUAUGUGUUAUUUUGGAAACACUAAUUUUAUUUUCACAAUAAGGUCUGUUGGCGCACUUUUGCUAUUUUACUGUAGAGGUCGUCAUUGUAAGUAAUGCUGACCGCAAACGUACAGGGUAAUCAGAAAUUCAAAUCUAAACAAAGACAAUACGUAAUUUGCCCUAUCAUUUACACAAGUAUUUGUCUAAUCAAAAGCGUCAGUAAGUGAGUACGAAUAUAGACGUGCCUUUUUUGAUAGUUCCCCAGUAUAUUGCAAAGGGUGGGCUUUAGGGUACGCCUUUUGUCCUUCGUACGUCAUCUGUUCCUUCAAACACCAGCUCUCAAACUGUUUUCAGAUUUUGACAAAAAUUUUGACGACAAAGCAUUACCGUACAAAGCUUGUUUAAAUCACACAACUGGGGUCAAAAACUGGCUACGCUCCAGUCCGCACCUAACCUAUAGAGAUUUAAAGAGAAAUUUAAUUUAAAAAUCUGUUCUGAACCAGCAAGCAAUAGGGUUGUAAUUUUUGGUGUAAAAAAUCGUUUAAAUGCCACUUCUAGGUUUGUAAAGAUAAUGCUGGUCAGGUCGGAACGGGCCACGUCACAGGGCUCACAUGAUGUAUAAGUAUUCAUAUAAAACAAGAAAUAUCUUUGAAAAAAUAUACGGCGUUGAUGUUUUAAUGUUUGCGACCAGUGAACGGAGAUGGAAUGAAGCGACCAUGUAUUUUAAUAAAGGUAGUAAGUGAUAAUAAGAUAAUAUAUUUAACUGUAUAAACAAAUAAGAAAUAAAAAACAAAAAGAG